This is a messenger RNA of Cucumis melo (muskmelon), 789 nucleotides long. Its product is annotated as phospholipase A2-alpha. Gene Ontology annotation, biological process: lipid catabolic process; phospholipid metabolic process; arachidonate secretion. The transcript is spliced from 4 exons. Bases 153 to 623 code for a protein of 156 amino acids. NCBI's taxonomy places the organism in Eukaryota, Viridiplantae, Streptophyta, Magnoliopsida, Cucurbitales, Cucurbitaceae. The record is from RefSeq and is a predicted model, not a curated record. Gene Ontology annotation, molecular function: A2-type glycerophospholipase activity; calcium ion binding.
ACCAUAUCACGAGCCACUACAAAACAAAAACCACUUCAACUAUUUUCCUCCUUCCUUUUUCUUUUCUUUUAAUCCAAAAACACUUUUUCUUUUUACUCAGAAACCCCACAAUUUCUUUUCAUUCACAGCCUUUCCCACCAACCAAAAGAAAAAUGCCUCAAUUUCUUCUUCUUCUUCUUCUUCUUCUUCUUCUUCUUCUUCUUUUGCCAUCCAUUGCCUUUCUUCCUUCUCAUGCUCUCAACAUUGGUGUCCAAGCCCUUGAUGCCUCCAUCACUAUGAGUAAAGAUUGCAGUAGAAAAUGUGAGUCUGAGUUUUGUUCAGUGCCUCCACUGUUGAGAUAUGGGAAAUAUUGCGGGCUGUUGUAUAGUGGGUGCCCCGGGGAACGCCCCUGUGAUGGCUUGGAUGCUUGUUGUAUGAAGCAUGAUGCUUGUGUUGUUGCCAAGAACGAUGACUAUCUAAGCCAAGAAUGCAGCCAAAGCUUCUUGAAUUGCAUGGAGAAUUUCAAGAGAUCAAGAUCAAGACCUUUCAAAGGAAACAAAUGCCAAGUUGAUGAAGUCAUUGAUGUCAUCUCCUUUGUCAUGGAAGCUGCUCUUAUUGCAGGCAAAGUUUUUCACAAACCCUAGCUACCCCCUGCCCUACCUAUUUAUUUACAAAUACCCAAUUUGAAUCUUUAAUCUUUUCAUUUUCCUUUUAUUACAUAUUGUUGUUUGGCAUAAAACACAUACACCAAUUUCUCUCCCUCUUAUAUGAAAUUUUUAUCUUUUUAUAUAUAUUCACUAUUUUAGGACA